This is a messenger RNA of Myotis lucifugus (little brown bat), 626 nucleotides long. RefSeq names its product histone H2A type 1. NCBI's taxonomy places the organism in Eukaryota, Metazoa, Chordata, Mammalia, Chiroptera, Vespertilionidae. The coding region runs from base 31 to 423 and encodes 130 amino acids. Gene Ontology annotation, molecular function: structural constituent of chromatin; DNA binding; protein heterodimerization activity. The record is from RefSeq and is a predicted model, not a curated record. The transcript has a single exon. Gene Ontology annotation, cellular component: nucleosome.
UAGAAGGCGCUCGCUUCUUCUCAAGAAAUCAUGUCUGGACGCGGCAAGCAGGGCGGCAAGGCGCGCGCCAAGGCCAAGACGCGGUCCUCGCGGGCCGGGCUGCAGUUCCCCGUGGGCCGCGUGCACCGGCUGCUCCGCAAGGGCAACUACGCCGAGCGCGUCGGGGCGGGCGCGCCCGUGUACCUGGCGGCCGUGCUGGAGUACCUGACGGCCGAGAUCCUGGAGCUGGCGGGCAACGCGGCCCGCGACAACAAGAAGACGCGCAUCAUCCCGCGCCACCUGCAGCUGGCCAUCCGCAACGACGAGGAGCUCAACAAGCUGCUGGGCAAGGUGACCAUCGCGCAGGGCGGCGUGCUGCCCAACAUCCAGGCCGUGCUGCUGCCCAAGAAGACCGAGAGCCACCACAAGGCCAAGGGCAAGUAAGGACCCUGCGUUCCUUUGGCAACAACGCAAACAACUAAACCAAAGGCUCUUUUCAGAGCCACCCACCUUCUCACUGAAAGCGCUGGCACUUUCCAUACCGGAGCGGAGGCUUGAAAGGGAUCUUAGCUGUAAUUUCUCAGCCUAACAGUAGAUGGCAGUGGGCAAACGCGCCCCGAAAUGCCACUAUUUACUCCCAAUAAAAA